UAAAUUAUCCUUUCCGCCGUGGAGAAGUUCUUAAUGUUGUGGCCAUGAUAUUAGCAAACAAAAGGGAUCUUUGAUUUACUUCCAAAAGAAUAUGCAUGUGGAUUUUCAUCAAUUCGAUCCAGACAGUCACUUGGGACUUUGAUCAUAUGACGCCAUGAAUAUUUCGGGGGAUCUCAUUAAAGGGAAUGACAAAUCUUCCUUUUGAUCGUCCCCAAAAGACUAGUGAGUCUUUCCGCAUGGAAGCACACUGCUAACACCUUCUAAAGCUUACAGGGCGCGCGCAGGUGUUUGUCACGCUUUGCUUGCUCCGGACACUUGGCGCAGCAAAUUGCUGAGACUGCUGAAAAAAAGGACAAGAACCGUCUCGAGUGGAAAGAUUGCUUUUUAUUUUCUCAUCAGACCAUGCAGCCGCAAGUAGGCAAAGAAAGUUUAAAUAGCCCCUCAAGUCCGCCAUGAAUCCCGGCGGACGUCCAGCCCAGACCGGUGCGGAAAGGAAGAAAAGCUCCCUGUGGUACAGACGUUCACUGAGGGGCAGCAACGAGCACCACAGACACCGACACAGCAGCGACUCUCUGUCCAGAGCAGCCAAGCCUAAACAUUUCCUGGUUGACUAUUCUGAUCCACAAAGAAUCACAAAUGUCCUGGCAAAGAAAGAAAAUGAAACAUUUGGAUUUGAAGUUCAGACGCACAACUUGCAGCUGAAGAGCAGCUCUGCAGUGGAAGUGUGCACGUUUGUGAGCAGGGUGGAGGACAACAGCGCUGCAGAGACUGCCGGCCUGACCGCAGGAGACGUCAUCAUCACCAUCAACGGCGACAGCAUCGAAGGAUUCACUCAUCAGCACGUUCUCGAUCUGAUAGGAGGAUCGACUAACGAUUUAAAGUUGGAGACAGUAUGCAGCAGUGUGGUGAAGUGGAUCGAGUUGGAGAAGAGGGUCAACCAGCUUCAGCAAUCGCUGAGUGAGAAACUGCUGGAGCUGCAAGCGCUUACAUUACGGGAACAACGCAUCAUCGGAGGCACUUUGAAAGAAAGCAACCUCUCAACGGAUUCCUCGGAAGCUCAGAACUCACCGGUGGACCAUCGCAGCCUCCGCUUAUCCAGUGACAGCAGCUACAGGGGACUGGUGACGGACGACAGCGACCAGGGGAGCGUGUUCGGGGACCUGAGCUCACCCAGCCCCUGCAGCGCGGCCAGCACCACCCAAGAAGAGCAUUUCUUCUCACGAAGGUAUUCCUCCAGUCAUCUCCAUCACACCAUCGGCCGGUCCAGCAGCUCCAGCCUGGCAAGCAGCAGCGGCAGCAGUAUCGGCUCGCAGUCGCCUACCUGGGAUAAGGCAAGGAUCUCCUCUUUGUUCGGUACCCUGCCCAGAAAGACCAAACGGACCAACGUUCGGAAAAACAUCCUCAAGUUGAUUCCUGGACUGCAUCAGAGAUCGGUCGAAGAAGAGGAGCCCUAAGAGGUCGUCCUUACGCAACACCACUAUCGCACCUCAAAAACAGAGAUCCGACUCAAGCGGUGAAAACAGGAUUGCUCAUUCUGUAGCACAUCCAUGCUGCGAUUUUUAACACCGUACGACUGUUUCUACUCGUCUCUUGUUGUUUUGCUAAGCACAUACCAUGUUCACUGGAUUGUAAAAGGUGGCACAAAAGCAUUAUGAAAAGUUUUGAGCAUGCACUGACUGUAUCUUCACAAGUUUACAAAUGUUCCCUAAUGUCAUUUUCUACAGAAUCCUACUUGCUUGAAUAAAAGAAGAAAUGUGUUUCUUGCUCUCAUCACAA
This is a messenger RNA of Syngnathus acus (greater pipefish), 1776 nucleotides long. Its product is annotated as cytohesin 1 interacting protein. NCBI's taxonomy places the organism in Eukaryota, Metazoa, Chordata, Actinopteri, Syngnathiformes, Syngnathidae. The record is from RefSeq and is a predicted model, not a curated record. The transcript is spliced from 9 exons. Gene Ontology annotation, molecular function: protein binding. The coding region runs from base 453 to 1454 and encodes 333 amino acids.